This is a messenger RNA of Panicum virgatum (switchgrass), 1738 nucleotides long. RefSeq names its product methyl-CpG-binding domain-containing protein 2-like. The transcript is spliced from 5 exons. Gene Ontology annotation, molecular function: DNA binding; zinc ion binding. The record is from RefSeq and is a predicted model, not a curated record. Bases 325 to 1362 code for a protein of 345 amino acids. Lineage: Eukaryota; Viridiplantae; Streptophyta; Magnoliopsida; Poales; Poaceae.
UCUCCUCGUAUUAUUGGUAAUAUCUUUUUUUCCUUUCCUUAACAAAAGCAGGAGUAGAUUAUUACCAACGAUCUCAUUGCCUUCCAAACAAAAACACUAGUGUAUGCCAGAACACACUUGCAUCCCACCACUGACACAUACACCCAUACUGGCACAGAGCACACUGCAGAAACCGCAAAGCGGCCAGCGAGCAGGCGGCACCACCGAGUCCUCGCCGCCUCCACUUCCCCACCGCCACUGUCUGGCCCUUCCCCUCCGUCGGAGUCUCCGGAGGCCGCGCAUCCUCCGCGAAAUCGCCGUCACGCCGGUAAAGACUAUUCCGCCAUGAGGACUUUUCAAGGUCCAAACCUUGAGAAUAUGGAAGUCCAUACUUCCAAGUCCUGGCCUUCCAAAAAGAAGCCUUGCAAGGUACCUGAAUCCAUUGAAGUGCAUAUUAUUGAUGAUGACAGCACCAAGGAUUACUCUGUGGGAGACGCAUCAAAGCAGCUUGUUCUUUACAAUCCUGAGAUCACACAUGACAAGCAAAGUGACAUAGAUCAUCAUACCUCACUGCGCCAAAGUUCCAAGAAGCCAAGAUAUGGACGUGGCACGGUUCUACCUUCUAUUUAUACUGUACAGUGUGCUAACUGCUACAAAUGGAGGAUCGUUCCGACAAAAGAAAAAUAUGAAGAGCUGCGCGAGAGUAUUUCUCAGGAGCUUUUUGUAUGCACAAGGGCUAGUGAGUGGAACCGUGAAUUAUCAUGUGAUGAACCAGAAGAUAUACCACAAGAUGGAAGUAGGGUGUGGGCGCUUGAUAAGCCAAACAUUGUCCAACCCCCUCCUGGCUGGGACAGGGAGGUCAGAAUCAGAGGGGCUUCCACUAAAUUUGCAGAUGUGUACUACACUUCUCCAUCUGGGAAAAAGUUGAGGUCGUUGGUUGAAAUUGGGAGGUACUUGGCAGAGAACCCACACUACAUCAGGGAAGGGGUUAACUUAUCUCAGUUUUCUUUUGCUAUUCCUAGACCCCUGCAAGAAGACUAUGUUCGAAAGCGUACACAUAGAGAUGCUCAUGAAUUACCAGAGUUUGCUGAGAUUGCUCAAGUUGAUCCACUGUGCUGGGCAGCACCUCCUAUUCGCAGAGAACUGCUCGCUGGACCUGGCUCUUCAACUUCAUAUCCUGCUUACAUCAGCCAGCCUGAGAUUGCAGAUCAUGUCGACCUUCACCAGUCUGAGGUGUCUGAACCGCCACCUCAGUACCCCAAGAAGAGAAUGGGGAAGCAAGUGUCCUCAAGGAAAUGCCAAAGCAAUUUGCCAGCAACGAGCUGUCCAUUCGAAGAGCAAUCUGGUGGGCACUUCAUCGACAUUGACCAUGUGCCACUGUGAACUCCAGAUCCAGUAGCCUCCUUGCUGUGGGUCUGCUCUUUUGGUACCAUUUUACUGCACCUGUUCGGAAAGGGGCACUAGUGUAAGCAUCAAGUUUUGGUAAUGUAGAUAUGGUAGCCAUGGCCGUAAUGUCCACCAAAGUAGGUAGCUGCUAGCUGGUAUCAGAGACCUUACAGAAUGGUUGGUGUAUGCAUUUUCAUGCUAAAUCGGUCUUGUAGGGCUACUGGUACCAAUGUAACUUGGAGGCUUGGAGCAGACCAGUUGGAGCUCCCAAAGCUUCUGGGUGAUCUGAUUUCUGUUCUGAAUGUACCGCAUAUGGGUUGCCGAAGCUUCUAAAAUUUCUGGUUGCUGUUCUACAAUGCUCCAAUUACAGUUA